AUGUCACCAUUCAACUACACCAAAGUCAGCAGCGAAAGCUCACAGCCAGAAUCGCUUGAGCAGCAGCCCUCAAAACAAAUUCCAGGUCGAUUAUCGGGGUGGCGCAAGACUGCCCAUAGUAUUCAGUUUCUGCGAUGGCCUAUGACUUUCUUUUUGCUCACGGUCAUUCUCAUCUGCGAACUCUCAAUACUUCACCAACAAUCCAUCCCACUGAAGUUGGGCAGCGAGGCCAAUGGUCUGCUACCAGAAUUCACAACGCAGAAGAAAACGUUCCACACAGACAAGAGAUAUGCAUCCGACCACCGAACCACAGCUUCUAUCAACGCCACAAAGCACCAAUGGAUGGAUCUCAUGCCCCUCUACGCCAUCGCCGUCUUCCACGAACUCCACUGCUUGAUGCACCUAUCCGGCUACAUCGAUAAGCUCGUCAUGCAGAUCCGUAACAGGGACUUUGAGCUUGACGAAGGCGCUGUCUGGCAUAACGAUCACUGCUUCAAUUAUCUGCGUAAUGCGCUGUUGUGCUGUGGUGAUACUACGCUGGAAGGGCAGGCGCAGACGCCCGAGUUGCAGGGUGUGGCGGGGACAGAUGGGACGGGGGCGGUGCAUGUUUGUCGGAAUUAUGAUGAGAUUCUGGCGUUUGCGGAGAAGGUGAGGCUUACGGAUGCGAAGGAACAUUUUUGA
Messenger RNA from Pyrenophora tritici-repentis Pt-1C-BFP, 681 nucleotides. NCBI's taxonomy places the organism in Eukaryota, Fungi, Ascomycota, Dothideomycetes, Pleosporales, Pleosporaceae. The record is from RefSeq and is a predicted model, not a curated record.